Messenger RNA from Hirundo rustica (Barn swallow), 1140 nucleotides. RefSeq names its product cardiotrophin like cytokine factor 1 (gene CLCF1). The record is from RefSeq and is a predicted model, not a curated record. NCBI's taxonomy places the organism in Eukaryota, Metazoa, Chordata, Aves, Passeriformes, Hirundinidae. The transcript has 4 exons. Bases 1 to 1113 code for a protein of 370 amino acids.
AUGGCCUCCCAUCACCCCGGCUCCUCGGGCGUCCCCAGGGCCCAGCGGGUGACCCUGGGCAGGCACGCCAUGAGCUGCUUACGUGGGCUGGGAGCAUCCUGGCCGAGCUCCAGGGCCGGUUUUGAAACCCUCGGGCUCUUCCUCUCCGACGUCACCGGGAUCCAGCUGUGCCGGCUGGAGCCUCCCUCCUCCGCUGUCUGUGCCGCUGGGUGUGUCCUGGACGCGCCCCGGAGGUGCCACCAGCGUCCUUGCAUGCCUCCGGGGCGCAUCCCGGGUGUGACAGCGUCCUGCACGCCCGCGGGGCUCUCUCAGCGAGGCUUGCCGUUUGCAGGACACUCAGGGCAGGACACCCAGGGCGCCGGGGCCCUGGUGGCCGGAGCCGCGGCGUCCCCGAGGACCGUCGUGCGUCACCGGCGGCCGGUGACGGGGAGCGGUGCUGUGUGUCCCCCCACAGGUGACUCUUGGGGGAUCUUCACCUUCCUGUGCGCCGCGCUUUGCAACCUGCCGGCGCUGCCGGCGCUGAACUGCUCCGAGGAGCUGGGCGCCGGCCAGUCCAUCCAGCAGACCUACGACCUGACCCGCUACCUGGAGCACCAGCUCCGCACCCUCGCCGGCACCUACCUGAACUACCUGGGGCCCCCCUUCAAUGAGCCCGACUUCAACCCGCCGCGGCUGGCGCGUGCCGAGCGGGUGCCCAGCGCCACGGUGGACCUGGACCUGUGGCGGGGCCUGACGGACAACGCCCGCCUGGCCGCCAACUACCGGGCCUACAGCCGCCUGCUCUGCUACCUGCGCGUGCUGGACGGGCAGGUGGGCACGGCCGAGCUGCGCCACCGCCUCGCCCACUUCUGCGCCAGCCUCCAGGGGCUGGUGCUCAGCAUCGGCGGCGUCAUGUCCUCGCUGGGGUACCCGCUGCCCGCCGGCCCCGCCGGGCCCCCCGCGCCGCCCGGCGCGCCAGCGGCCCCCAAUGACUUCCUGAAGAAGAUGGAUGAUUUCUGGCUGCUGAAGGAGCUGCAGACCUGGCUCUGGCGCUCGGCCAAGGACUUCAACCGCCUCAAGAAGAAGGUGCCGCCCGCCGUGGUCACCCUGCGGCUGGAGGCGAGGGGGUUCUGAGCGCCUGCUGGGCUCCCCAGUCCACGG